Prinia subflava (tawny-flanked prinia) is the source of this 12853-nucleotide messenger RNA. Its product is annotated as excitatory amino acid transporter 5-like. NCBI's taxonomy places the organism in Eukaryota, Metazoa, Chordata, Aves, Passeriformes, Cisticolidae. The transcript has 11 exons. Bases 307 to 1944 code for a protein of 545 amino acids. Gene Ontology annotation, molecular function: neutral L-amino acid transmembrane transporter activity; glutamate:sodium symporter activity; L-glutamate transmembrane transporter activity. The record is from RefSeq and is a predicted model, not a curated record. Gene Ontology annotation, biological process: L-glutamate transmembrane transport. Gene Ontology annotation, cellular component: plasma membrane.
UUCUGGGGCUGAGUUCUUGCUCUCAGUCUGCACACUGGCCCCCAUCCCAGGGGCUGGAGGGUUAAACUGGGAGGGUUCAGCACCUCACUGGUGGGAUGCCAAGCCCAGAUUAACCAGUUGAAGACGUCACUUUCCAUUAUGGGAAAGGCUCCCAAAUAUCCCUGAAGCUUUUGGUUCUGGGGAUUAGCCACCAGCACACUGAGCUCCUGGCACAGAGCAGGGGUCCAUCGGUGCUGCAGGGCCCGUGGCCAUGAGUGGGGCUGGGAGCUGCUCCCAGGGGCAUCAUCUGGGUGGCUGAGAACGACCAUGUGGGAGUGGGUCAGAAGAGCUGUGCUGCACUCACUCUCCAGGGCCCUCCUGCGCCUCUGGAAGUGGGUACGGGCUUUCUGGUACAAAAAUGGCCUCUUGACCCUCUCGAUGCUCUCGGUUGUCACCGGAUGCCUCCUGGGGUUCCUGCUGCGGGCACUGGAGCUGACAGACCUGGAGAAGCAGUAUUUUUCCUUUCCUGGAGAGCUCCUCAUGAGGAUGCUGAAGAUGCUGAUCCUGCCCUUGAUCACUUCCAGCCUCAUGUCUGGGCUGGCCACCAUGGACUCCAAGGCCUGUGGGAAGAUGGGGGUGAUCACCAUCACCUACUACCUUUGGACAACCUUCAUGGCAGUGACUGUGGGCAUCAUCCUUGUUGUCAGCAUCCAUCCUGGUGCAGCUGCCCAGAAGGACAACUACUCUGUGGGGAAAGUGGUGCUCAGCUCUGCCGAUGCGUUACUGGAUUUAAUCAGAAACAUGUUUCCUUCUAACCUGGUUGAAGCUUCAUUCCAGCAGUAUCGAACUGUUCUUGUCCCAGUGGUGAAGUCUCCGGGUUUUCCAAAGAUCCCAGGAAAACCUGUCAAUUUUAUUUACUUUGCACCCGAUGACAAAAAUCCUGAAAUCCAUCGGCCUGUGUUCCUUGAGCUGACACCAUCACCCGAGAUGACCUACAGGACUCUGGCUGGGACCAGCAAUGAGAUGAAUGUCCUGGGGAUUGUCAUCUUCUCAGCAACCAUAGGACUUCUCCUGGGAAAAAUGGGUGAGCGAGGAGCCCCGCUGGUUAACGUGUGCCAGUGUCUGAACGAAGCAGUUAUGAAAAUUGUCUCGAUGGCCGUUUGGUACUUCCCCUUUGGCAUUGUAUUUCUCAUAGCUGGAAAGAUCUUGGAGAUGGAAGAUCCAUCGGUUAUAGGACAGAAGCUGGGACUGUAUGUUAUUACAGUAGUGUCAGGGCUUGCCUUCCAUGGGAUCAUCCUCUUACCUCUGCUUUUCGUGCUCAUCACCAAGAAAAACCCCUUUGCUUUCAUUCAGGGGAUACUGCAAGCCUUGCUGAUCGCCUUAGCUACAUCCUCCAGCUCAGCCACCCUGCCCAUCACCCUCAAGUGUCUCCUGGAGAACAACGGCAUCGACAGACGUGUGGCGCGGUUUGUGCUCCCUGUCGGGGCCACCAUCAACAUGGACGGCACUGCGCUCUAUGAGGCGGUCGCUGCCAUCUUCAUUGCCCAGGUCAAUGAGUAUGAACUGGAUUUGGGACAAAUUAUAACUAUAAGCAUCACGGCCUCGGCAGCCAGCAUCGGGGCCGCCGGGAUCCCGCAGUCCGGGCUCGUCACCAUGGUCAUUGUGCUCACCUCCGUGGGGCUGCCCACCGAGGACAUCACCCUCAUCAUCGCUGUCGACUGGGCUCUGGACCGACUACGAACGAUGACCAACGUCCUUGGUGACGCCCUGGCUGCUGGCAUCAUAGCGCACGUGUGUGAGAAGGACUUUGCCCCCAAGCCCUCCCCACAAGACCCAGUGAGCAACACAGACAAGUUUCCUUCUGCAGAGACAUCACACCUGCAUCCCAAAGACAAUGGGAUUGAAAUGAUUGAAGAAACCCUGUUGGAUCAGACAGGAGUUCACUAUAACAUCUGCCAGGUGUAGAUAACGGCAUUCCUGCUCCCAGGAAUGGUGUCUUGGUGCUAAACACUGACAUCGUGAGUGUCGCAUAUGGAUGCUCUGCAAGACAAAGGCCUUACUUGGCUCAAAGAAUGGGAAAAUCCUCUCUUAUGCUUUGAAAACCAUGGGACUCCCAGCAGACACCCAAAGAGCAUGGCUCUGCUGCUGGGGCAGGGAGCCAGCUCCUCCCUGCACCUGAGGACACAGCUGGGAGCUCACUGCCCUGUCUUAAAUGGCUGGGUUUGAAGGAUUGAUAACUCCCAUUUUUCUACACUCACAUAUUUUUGAAAGCUAGGGAGGUGAGCAGGUGGUAGCAGACUGGAUUUGGUGAGAAUGCAGUAGGGGUGGGACAUAACACUGAGCCCUCUGGCCAGCAGCUCUUCCCUGAAGGCCAGGCUGUGCUCCAGAAGCUUUUGUUUUCCUCAUUAUAGAGAUUAUCAUUGCUUUUUAUUUUACUACUGGGUUUUCAUCUAAAAACUAAGAUUAAGUGAAUUUUUGUCUAGAGCUCAAAAUCCAAGUUGGACAUAACUGGAUUUCCCAGCUGUCAGGUGACAGACAGGACAGCUGAGCUGUUGCACUCUCUCAGGGACAGUGGCAUCCACUGGCUGGAAGGAAGGAAGACCAGCUGUACACCUGUUUCUACAGCUGUUUUAUUACAGAGAACUAAUUAACUAGGCCCGAUUGCAACUGUGUUGAUUUUCCCAGCUAAGUAUCUGUCCCCAAGCUCAAAUUCCAAUUACAGCCUUAAAAUCCAGGCUUCCCAGGGCAGCCUUCUACACAAAAGCCUUUUAUACCAACAAUUCAUGUCACUGAACUAAUUUGUCUCUCAAAAUGUCACCUCAUCCCUUUUCUUCUUCUUGAUCUUUCCUGCCACAGAAUUGGGACUCGUAAUACAGGUCAGACCCCCACUCACAUCACUGAAUUGUUCUCUAACUGCACAUAAAGAAAACAUUUUCUGUGCAGAAUUCCUUCAAGCUGAAGUCAGAGGUUGUAAAAAAAUUUCUAAUUUAGAAGAAAUAUUCAUUCCAGUUUUGCCAAAUGAAAAGCAGAAACUAUUAAAUGUCAUAUAUCAGCUUUUGCACAAAAAUUGUCUUUUAUUAACUUACAAAAGCCUUCACAUAAUUAGAAUCCUGGGCAAUGUAAGCUUCAGACACUGCUGCUAACUUUGGCCUUUUUCGCCCCUUUCCCUUGGUGAGGUUAGUUAAUACCUUCUUAAACCUUACAGUCCAACUGUUCUUCAAGGAGCAGUCACAUAAUUUGCAAACCCAAAAUAAAGACAUUUCAAAUCAAUCUCUGCAGCUUCCCCAGACAUCCCUCCCUCCUUCCCGUACCAUUUAUAAUCACCUUGAUACAUCACACGCUGGUUCAGCAUCGCUGGCUCUGAAGGGUUUUGUGGUUGUUCCUCUACACCAGGAGCAAGCUCAGCCACCCCAAACCCCCUGGGAGAUGCUGGUGAACACUGGGGAGGCUCCAGGCAGCCCCAGCUCUGGACAAGGAUCCAAGAAUCCUGUCUGUCUGCAAGUUAUCCACAUCCCACUGGACAGCUCCAAUGCACCUGCUCCAGCGCAGUAAUUAAAAUGGGGAAGAUUUAUGAGACCUUUCUGGUUAGUCACUGGUGCAUAAGAGUGCCCACAUCCCUCACUGGAUGCCUGGGUUAGUCCAGGCCAACCAGCAGACACCAGCACAGGCAGCAGAGAUGAGCCCCACUUUCACAUCCAUUCCCCUCUCAUUGAUGAGCUCUGGAUAUUACUGCACACAAUUAACCCUGCAAUGAAAGGCAGGAUGGAACGUCCAUAGUAAAGGUCCUCGAGUGAAUGUUGGAAUGCUGGGGCUGCAGGAUGAACCUCGAGGCAGCCACUCCCACCACUGGGCUCUGGCUGCUGCAGACCAGACCACCUUAUCCCUUGCCCUAGAAACUGCAAGUCAUUCUAAAACAAACUGCACAUCCUUGAACUCACUACAACAACAACAAAAAACAAACAAAAAAAAAAGACUGAAAAAACUGAGUAUUCUACAUCAGUAAUAAUCUAGAGCUGGUAAAGCCAAUCCCACCCUGUACAACUUGCCCCACGAGCUGCAAGUCCUGUGCUUUAUCAAUCCCAGAAUGGUUGGAUUGGAAAGGAACUUCAAGCUCAUCUACCAUGGGCAGGGACAUCUACUAGACCAGGCUGCUCCAAGCCCUGUUCAACCUGACCUUGAAAGUGUUGGUAACAUUUCUUACUGUCUGGUAAGAUUCAGAGAUGUUAAUUCAGAUUAAGAGAGACAUUUUGGUUUUGGAAAUAGGCAGGAAGUAUUUUGGUGCUAGUAAGGUUAAGUGUCAUGCCAGAGUCCACACAGCCUUGUCCUUGUGACAAAUACAGCAAGAGAGACCUUUGAGUCCAGCAGCCUAAAAAAUUGGGCUGUCAUCACUGUGCUUCUCUAACAGGAUAAAACAAAGGGAAAAAAAUAAUUCAAGUGCUUCUAAAAAUCCCUUUGUGGUCUGGUCUAGAGGGAAGGCUUUGUUAUUGAUGGGGAAAACCCAAAGGCAGCAAGGACAAUCCAUCUUCAGCACUGCACACAGGCACAGGAGAGGCGCCUGAACAUCUUUAACAGGGCAGAAAUCAUGGAAAAGUAAAUUAAGCAGAUUUACAGGAUGGUCCAGCUGAUGAGGGGCCUACCGUCCCAGACUAUGUCCUUGGAAUGGCAUCAUCCCAACCCCACCUGUGUUUUCAAUAACCUGCUGCUGGGGAAACACUGAUACCAAUGUUCAUCUGCUGCCCAGGGGGAACAGCAGCCUCCCCUCAGUGCUAGCCCUGAGAGCCAGUGGCACCCAUGGAACCCCAGAAUGUCAGCAGGGCUAUAGAAAGCAACACAAACUCAUCGAGGGUGAGGAACACGAAAUUUCUAGAAGAGAAAGCAGCAGAGUCUGGACAAAGUCACUGGGCAUCACCCGGAGGAGUUUUAUUCUGUACCAACUGUAUUCAGGACACCAGGAUGGGAGGGAGGUGAAGGACCAUGUGUCCUACAUCAGGAAAACUGAGGUGUCUUGCUUGGCAAACUGAAAUCUGUCUAUUCAUCCCCAAAGAAGUUAAAACAAGGAUGCUGGGGCACUGCCCAGGCUCCCCAGAGAAUGGUCCCAGCCCCAAGGCUGCCAGAGCUCCAGGAGCGUUUGGACAACGCUCUCAGGGAUGCACAGGGUGGGAUUGUUGGGAUGUCUGUGCAGGGACAGGGGUUGGACUGAUGAUCCCUGGGGGUCCCUUCAAGCUCAGGAUAUUCUGUAGUUCCGUAAUUAAAUUCUACAGACUAACACACUGCAUCUUCAAAGUAUUUUAAACUGUUGUCCCAGGCACCUGUAAGAAAAAUACGUGCCUCUCUCUCUUUUCUAACACUGAAAAUCUAACUCAGUGUUAUUUCCAUGCAACUGGAGACGUACAGGCAGUGCAAGGUACACACCCUACAGCACAGAAAUCUGGUGUACAGAAAGCAUACAAGCUCAAACCUGUAUUUCUUCCUUGGGAAUCCUUGUUUUCCUUACAAACAAAAAUCUCAGCUAUGGUAAUAUAGAUGACCCCUGGGUUAUGGUUGCUGUGUAUGAUAUUGUAAUAAAGUUGGAGAGCAAUUGGGUGAAGGAAUUUGGCUGUUUUACAAGUGUUAUUUUACUGAAAAAGAAAUUCAAGGAAAGCUACUUUGGUGAACUAAAAUCCAUAUGGAAGGUAUUUACAGGGUCUGUGGCUAUUAAGCAAAAGAUAAAGUUGAAACAGCCCUUGGCUUUGGGGCACCUCCCAGACAUGGGCAGAAAACCCACCUGUUGGCCACGUGAACCUUGACUGGAGAAUGACAUUUCCGCAGUGGUAUUUGGGAGUUUGAGGAUGUGACUGACCACAAACACCAAGCUUAAAUGAAUUUUCACAGAACGGAAUGACUCAAAUGUAUACUUUACUCAAAAGACAUUGACUUGUUCCUACAAGCCCAUGGAUAAGUUGUCUCAAUCCCACAGAUUGGUUCUUGUCUGAGCAUCAGUUAUUUUUCAGAGCACAAGUUAUUUUUACAUAUCUGAAUUUAUAAAAUGAGUUUUCAUUUUUAAGAUCAACUCACACUCAUUUAUAAGAUGAGUUUUGAUCAGGGACUUUGGUUUUUGUAUUAUUUUCACACCUUUUUAGGAUGUGUAAAUGGAGUUGGAAGGGCACUGUCAGCAGAGCACUGCUGCCAUCCUUCCUUUGGAUCACAAUGUGGUUCAGUUUGUAUUUUACUAAAACUGAAAAAAGUAACAAAAAACCUCAAUGCUGUAGCAUGUGACAAAAUACAAUCCAAACAGAUGUGAAAACCAGCCCAAAGCUCUCUUUUAAUUUAAAAUACUACCCACUUCAAAAUUACUCUGCAAGUUUUCUAGAAUAAUUUUGAAAAUUCCCUUCCAUUAAAUGCUUUGAAGGUAAAUAAUUAUUCAAAUCUAUUAAACCCUCAGGUUUCUCUGUAAAACCAGACAUCCAAAGCAGCUCUGAACAGAUAUGGCUCAAAUAGGGGUGUUUUUUUGACAACAGCAUGUAUCCUCCACUAAAUGCUCUUCUAAGGAGUGAAUGCCUCCCUGGGGAUGUGUUUUCUGCCUCUCCCUCUCCAAUUCACUGUAUGCAUUUGUUUCCUUGAGGAAUUCCUAAUCUUGUCUGAUGUGAUAAUAAAAUUUUCCAGAAAAUCUGAAUUAAUUAUUUCAGUCCUUCCUGCAGGCAGGUGCAGCUCAGUCCAUCACCCAGGGGUUACACACACCUCAGCCCAGGGUCAAGGCAGGUCCCGCUCCGAACGUGGUGCUAGGAGAGCACAGCGAGGCAUGUCAAUGCCUGUGUUCAUGGGACCAUUUGCAAACUGUUCAACAUUUAACAGUUCAGAUCUAGCUCAUAAACUGUCAUUCAGUGUUCACAUGGAGAGAAUCUCAUCCCACCUCCUGCCACAGGCAAGGACUUCACUAUCCCAGGGUGCUCCAAGACCCCUCCAACCUGGCCUGGAACGCUUUCCAGAGAUCCAGGGGCAGCCACAGCUUCUCUGGGCAACCUGUGCCAGGGUCUCCCCACCUCACAACCGAGAAUUUCUUCCCAAUAUCCCAUCUAACCCUGCCCUGUGGCAGUGGGAAGCCAUUCUCCUUUGUCCUGGCACUCCGGCCUCUUGUCUCAAAUCCCUCUCUCAGUAUCUUACAGGCUCCCUAAAAGUUGCAUCUGCACCUUUACUGGGCCCUCAGGGCCAGUGUUUAGACCCCACCCAGCACCCCACAGAUCCCAUCAGUGCCCAGCCAUGCACAGCACAGGGUGCAGUGCAGAGGUGCCCCAUGGACUUGUUACCUUGGGCCUCCACCAGCCUGGGUAAUUCUGCUGCAUGUCCCACAUCACCAUGUUCAGCAUUCUCCAGAUGCAAACUUGCCAGGAUUCAGUGUGGGGGGGAAACCAUAGCAUCCUUGUGUAAGAUGCUCCAAAAUCCAUGUCAGGAGUAGCCAGACUUCUGCAGGUGCAGAGGUCCUGGCACCCAGGUGUGCAAUGAACACUUACCUUUGUUUUCUAGAAGCUUUGUGUCUCAUUUAAACUACACAUAUGAGGUGCCCUGUAGCCAACAGUGAGAGUGAGGCACCUUCCUGAGUAGUACACCUCAGGCUUUAGGAGCAGAUGUCUUCAGAAGGCUCUUACCGAUGGGUUUGGACUGGGUGCUAAGACUUUAAUAGUUUUAGUCAGUAGGAUGAAUCCCACCCUAAAUUACAUGUCUGAGCAAGAGACCUAUUUUUAGAAGACUGACCCUUCAAAUGCUAAAAGGCCAGAUUUUAGUUUUCGCUCUGAGCCAUGGACUUAGGCAACCACAGCUCAACACAGACAGGAAAGAACAAUAAAGCUGAAACAUUACACCCAACCCAAAACUUGCUGCUCCACUUACCUGGCCAUUUCCCCUCAGAGAUCUUCUACUCACUGUCCUUCCUUCAAACACAAAAAAAUGGGUAUUUGGCCAUUCUCCUCCUUCUUUCCCUUUCAAUAUUCCUGGAGUCUUCACCCACCUGCAAAGCAGGAUUUUAAACCAGAUUCUGGUGCUAAAACAGUGAGAAGAGCAGCAUCAUGACCCCAACUUCAGAACACUGUGUUGUCUCUAGACAUCUCACUCCAUUUCUGUCUUGCUUUCUCUACCCCAAGCAGUUACUUAUUUACAACUGCAAUCACUAGAGACAGACAAAACACAUGCUCUUUGAACUUACAGCCGGGCAGACACCUGCUGGUGGUGUCACAGCUCAAGCCAGGCUAACUUCCUCACAAUUCUCCUCCUAAUGCCAACAAAAUGUCAAUCCUGACCUUUAACUGUUGGUUUUUACUGCUCAUGUAUCAAGUGAUUCUUCCCCAAAGGAUGAGGCAUCUGCCCAGCUGCUAUUCAGAGUUAUGAGCUGCUCUUCCCAACCAUGCUUCCCUCUAACCUGAGCACCAACCCGCGUUUCCUAGACAUGAAGCCUUAAAGUAGGAAAUAAAACAUUAAUACAUAUCCUUCCCAAGCAGCAAUUACUCACUUGCUCACAACUAAGCAGAACUCAGUUUUAAUUCACUCUCUCACCCUUCCAACCAGGUGCAAACCACACAGGGAACUGUUCAGGCUCUGAGUUCACCUAUGGACCUCAAUUAUUUCACCUUUUGAACCCAAAAUCAAAAAACCUGCCUUUUCCCUCAUGGUCUAGCAAAGGCAGGAGCUAGUGAGCAGGAGCCAAGGUAAGUCUCAGCAGUGACACAGCCAAGCAGCAGAGAACAGAAACAACCUGGUGAUUCCCACUGUUCAGGAUGAACACCAUGCAUCCCCCAGCAGCACUGCUGGAGCAUUAACCCCCCAAAAUUGGCAGAUAUAAACCAACCAGAGACACAAGAACCCUGCAAAUGGGCAGAUACGAACAAUCAAGACUCCUCUUCCAUUGUCCCUCGCACCCACAAAGCACUCAAACACAGCCAAAAGGAAAUAGCACCCACCAGAAACAUCCAACAGCCACACAAUUCCACCUACUCUGAGUCAGGCUGGGGACAAGGACCACCAUAUCCUGGUGCCCAAAGCAGAUGGCCUCAUAACAACACCCUGUGUUGUAAGGAAGAACCCAGGGCUGGGGCAGUGAGCCCACAGUAGAGAGAAACCCCUCCCGUGUGCACAGCUCAUGGGGCGACCCCGGCUGGACAGUCCUGAUGAUCCUGGCAGCCACACUCAGCAGGUAAGCUCUGCCCUCCUCACCAAAUCACCCUCCAGCUGUAUUUCACCUGCAACCAUCAGGAACACACUGCUUUAAGCCAGGAUUGCAAAUACAGCUCUGAAGAGCAAAAUGAUUCAGUGACAACCCCCACAAGUCCUUGGCUGGCUCUGGACAGCAAACAGCCAUGUCCAUCAUCACUGCAGCACCAGCACUGCCUUUACCUGAGAAAUGUGUUGAGCUGGUCGAAGCUGUCAACAGCAGGUUUCUUGUGUGCGCAAUUCAUUCUCACCACUGCAUCAUUACCCUACACGACAUGCUCAUUUCUCCCAUCUCCCACCCCCAUAAGGAAAACCACCAAAUUGCUCAGCUGGUUCCCUGUCAGAAUACGAAAGGCAGGAUGGUUCAGUUCAGCACAAACACAUACCACAAGGUUUGGGCCUCUCCAUCUAUUUCCUCGUAAGCAAAAAGAGCUCAAGAGCAGUGCCACAUGCUGCACCUGGGAACGGGACAUCCAAAAAGCUUCUCUACUCCAGUCUCUUUGGCAGAAAGAACUCACCAUCUGCCCAUUCUGAGCCUCCUAUGACACCUGUGUGACCAACCCCUGAACAAAAGAUUUUGAACUUCACAUCAACAGCCUUCCACUGCAUUUUCAUAAACAGUGACAUGGACAGUAGAUUGCCAAAUCCUGUCCUAGAAGGAUUUCCCCACUCACAGCAUUGUGCAUCUUCCAGCUAAAGGUUACAGACUGGUGGCACACGCAGAUGUAAAUGGACUACCCCAGCAAGCUUUUCUGGAGAGCUUCAGUCCUGCAUCACAAGAUGCUACAAUGCACAUGACUGAACUACAGGACUCACUUGGACUCUCCUACUCCCACAGGCCCUCAACAAUUUGCACCCAAAGCUCCCUCUCACAGCUGUGUCCCACAUCCCUGUGACAGCUCCUAAACGUGUCUGUGUCUGUGCACUCCUACGCAAAACGCCCAACCCAGGCUCUGGGCCAUGAGUGGAUCACACUCCUGCAUCUCCAAGACCUCUCCUCAUACAGUAGGGUGGGAAUGGGGGAGCCAGGGAAUACAGCAUCUCUCCACAAUUUCCAGCAGAGGAUGCCAUAGCACACACGUGAUACCUCAGUAUAGGUAAGUGCUGAAAAUGCAUCCCAGAAAUGCGGAAAAUUAGUAAUAUCCCAUCAGCUGAAAACCUCCUGCUAACUCUUCCAUGCUGCCUUCCUUCUUUAAAACAACUUCCACCCUAAAUUUCCUGUAUUUGUAACCGCCAAAGUUUAUUUAGUGGUAUCCAACACCAUAUCAAAUGCUUUACAAAAGUUCAUGUAAAUGGGACUUACUGAAUUUAAAAAAUCUAUUUACUGACUAUUCUCAAAGUAACCCACCAAAUUAAUUAUUCUGUGAUGAAAUAUAUUUGAACAUUUUCAUUUAGCUCUGUAUCUUUAAAUUCUGUUAUUCAGAAUUUGAAGCAUAUGGCUUUAGAGUAGUUUUUUAGACUAUGCCCUUGGAAGAAGCUACCACAGCCUUCAUUCCCUGGUUCAGCACUUUGCAGGGAUAAGUGUCCUGCCUAGACAAACAGAUUCUGCAGCACAGAGAUCAGUUUAACAGGGUUGUACCAGCCCAUGCCAUACACCCCUAAUACACAUUUGUCUGUGCUAUGCCAUUUUCCACACAUGAGACACUGCCAGGAGGGACAAGUUAACGUUACUUCCUACAAGAACUCUUGUGCUGACCGUGCACUUCUGUUGAAGAUGACAUCUCUUCUGGUUUUAGCAGGGCCAUUCUCUUGCAGGUCCUUGCACUUCCAUUGUCGAACCUUCAGUAACCAACACAGCACGUCCUCCCUGUGGCUGAACACGGAGUUGCUUCCUUCCCCACUUCACAGCUUACAAAUAGCUCCUUUCCUUCCUGACAUUUGGGAAGUACCUUUGUUUCUCACCAGUCCUCCACUACUCCAUUUACUCUGAUUUUAAUACUUUGGGUAGGAUUUUUGCCAGUGCAGAAUUUUUGGCUUUUGCCAGGUAUAUGGACUGAUGAUCGCACCAGCAGUCCAAGGACUGUCCUUUACAUCCACAGUCCACCCUCUAGUCUAGCUGGCUUUCCAGAAUAAUUAAUUCCUACAGUUUUCUUGAGCCUGCAGGUGACCCCAAGCACUAUCCAGUGCACUUUUUGAUAAAAGUGCCAUAUUACACAGCCUGAUCCCACCCUUUAAUUGCCCCUUUAGCAUGGCUGCAAUGGAGACUACACGGGAACCAGAUCCAACAACUGAUCCAGGUUUAAAGGAACCACUGGCAAGACUUAUCUUUCUUUUAAUUAAAAAAAUUUAAUUUAAGCCUACCAACAGCUUUAUCAGCACAAGUAAGAUGACGGUGGAGGGUUGGUACAAGAUGCUGGACACUGGAGCAACACCAGCACCUAAAAUAUAACCAGAGCUCACCUCUGGACCCUUAUUUACAUCUUCAAACACAUUUGAUGAGGAUUUUUAUUAUCAUUAUGGUGUUGUUCUUUUUUUUAAUACUGCAAUAUCUAAAAUCUUCCAAUACAAAAACAUUUAUGGAGCUGUACCAUGUAACAUUGUUUUAAUAACCUAUUAAGCUUUCACACAGGAUGAAAAUGUAGCCAUUGCAAGGAAUUCCUCCUCCAUCUCCAGUGCUUAGCCGACACCUCAGUCAGCAGCACUGGCCCACAGGCCCCACUGCCUCCCAGCUGUAGCACAUAAACUACAAAACACCUGAGUAUUUCUGAGAAAAAACCACUUCAUCCUUGUCCACAUCAGGACAUCACAUCUCUUUCCCUCCUUUCAUUUGUGCAGCACAUUAAGCAGAUCUUUAGUUAGGAUUAGAUGCUGCUCACCAUCCUCACUGAGCAAAGGGCUGACAGUUCCUACCAAUAAAUGCCCUACCCUGCGUUGACGCCAACGCUCCCACAGGGAUCCUUCCUGUCACAAAUUACACCAGGCUGCCUUAAUCUCACCAAUUCAACAAGUCUGUCGUUUUUGUUGUUUUAUUCCUUCUUGGAUAAAACCAGCUCUCAUUAUUCCUUCACCCAAACCCAGAAUGGAUAAUGACAAAGAAGCUGCACAUCCAAUUCCACGGAGUGGACAUUAGAGAUGUUCUUCUGUAAUGUCAUGAUUUGUAAUAUAAACAUGGAAAGACCAAAAUCAGGGCAAAUAUUCCAUUGCAAACAUUCAUUCUUCAAGGCCCCCAGCAGUCCAACAGGACACAAGCCUCACAGGUGCCCAGCUGAGCACAGAGCACGAAGAUCGGGAGGGAAGCACAAAGCUUCUCAACCAGUUUCCAUCUUACAACUCUUGUUCUGCCUUUGAGCAUCACUGUGUUUAAGUAAGGUAAGAUGCACAUCAAGACAGCUAGAAUGUUCUCGAGAAACUAUUACAGUGUUGGAAUCACCACUCCCCUGGAAGAAAACACCUGGUGCAAGUUUUUAUGAGCUACCUGAGUGACUGAACAAGGCACAGACAUCACAGUGAGUCAAAUCUCAAAUCUGAACUUUGUGUUGUUCAGAAAAGCAGCUCUGAACACACUGGAACAAAGCUUUGCUAUGUUUUAUCUAAAAAAGCAUGAGCAGCCCUGACGUCCCUCUGGGAAUCCAGUGAUGGGGGCAGAGGGGCCUGGCCAUGCACCCCGGGCUAUCGUGCUGUGUGCCGUGGCAUGCGCAGUCACUGCCAUCUCUCUAGAACCACAGUCCUUCUUGCAGCUGAAUUGUCUUCCUUCCUC